AGGAUCUGAAUUAAAUUACCGAUUCCUAUAUUUUUUAAAAAUAGAAUGAUAAUUUUCAAGUUUUGAUUGCAUAAAUUAAUCGUUUUGGUGGUUAAUUAUGAUAAAUACUUUCAUAUUUUAUGAGGAAAUCUAACCAAUCAAAAGGGCUGAUAUUUCUUAUGACAUCACUGAGUCGAGCUCAUUAAUUCGGACCUCUCAGUGUGAGAAAAUAGAGUGAGAACGGAAUAUUAAACGGAACUAGCCACAUUACCGUGUUUCCAGGAUGGGGCAGCUAACGCUACCAUCGGUGCUAGCCUGCGUCUGUGUGUUAGUCCAGGUCAGUGUUGGAUAUAUAGAGUCUCUGGCGGCAAACACAGACUUCCAGCGCCAUGAUUAUAAGUUUGUUCCAAUGGUUGCCUUUAUGUGUAAUAAACCCACCAUGCACACAUCACCAGCAGGCUGGGAGGCAGACUCCAAACAAGGAUGUAUCCAUGAUGCAAAGGAGAUCCUGCAGUACUGUCAAAAGAUGUACCCUAAUAUGACCAUUACAAACAUUGUGGAGGGCCAUGAUGUAACAAUCCGGAACUGGCCAGACUCCCAUGGUCACGAGCGUAGUCAUACUGUACAGCCUUACAGAUGUGUUGUGGGUCCAUUUGAGAGUGAUGCUCUCCUGGUGCCCCAGCAUUGCCACUUCUACCACGAACACAACCAGUGUGACACUUACAAGAAGUGGGGAGACUGGGCAACCACUGACUGCCUGGCCAAAGAAAUGAGGAUAGACAGCUUCUCCAUGUUGCUGGAUUGUGACAUUGAUAGGUUUGCUGGGGUGGAGUACGUCUGUUGUCCCAAAGGAAAGAAAGCCAUUGACAACACAGUCACAUUAAAACCAGUGAAAACAGAGACAGAGCAUGUCAAACUUGAGGACACAUAUGAUGCGUAUAUUGCGUACCUCAGAGGUGAUGAGAAAUUUCUUAAAAAGUUCGGCAAUGAGCACAGCAAGUUCCUAGCAGCUCUGAAGGCCAUGAACAUGCGCCACCACGAGAGAAUUACAAAGAUGAUGAAGGAAUGGCAAACUGCCAGAAAGCACGUGAACAAUCUGAAGAGGACAAAUCCCAAGGCUGCCGACAAACUCAACAAAAACAUUCUACAGCGAUUCCAGAAGUUGUACAAUGGGUACCAGCAGUCAGAUGCUGCAGAGAAGAAGCAGUUGGUGGCUCUCCACCUCCAACACAGACAGGGGGAACUGAACAGCAAGAAGAGGAUGGAACUCGAAGCCUACAUGGGAGAACUCCAGAAGAGCCAUGUCAAGUCAGGAGCAGUACUGAAACACCUGAAACAUUACAUUCGUGUGGAGGAGAAGGAUCGUCUCCACUCCCUGAAUCAUUUCACACAUGUAAAAAAGAGCAAUCCAGAAGAGGCCAAGCUUAUUCAGUCACAGGUCAUUGAACACAUGAAGGUCAUUGAUGAACGCAUCAACCAAAGUCUUGAUAUGCUACAUCACUUCCCUAAGGUUGAGAGAAAACUGAAGCCACAAGUAGGCAAAUUCAUGAAGCACUACAGUGGUUUGGCAGUUAGUGCGAAGAACAUUGUGAUGAGGCCCAUUACUGUUCCUAAGAAGACCGAAUCCCAUGAAGGUAGGGAAGGGAUGUCACAAUUAACAGACACAUGGACUGACAAGGUGACUUUGGAUGAUGAGAAUGAUGAUGGUGACCUCUCUGAUCACCUGGAAGAAGUAAAGAAGACUCCGAUUGUGGAGGACGAUGGACUCAGUCCCAGGAUAGAGCUUAACCACAAGGAGGAAAACAAAGUAUUCAUCUCUCACCGGGAAAAUGACCAAGCCAGCUUCAGUCAGGGAAGUUACUCCUCAACACACGUUGCUACCUCCACCGGCAGUGUUUUCGGAAUCGCUAUAGGAAGUGUAGCCGUGUUUGUCAUCAUUAUUGUCGCCAUUGUCAUGUUGAGGAAGCGUUCACACAGACAACCAGUCACACAUGGCUUUGCCGAAAUGGACCCAGCAGCCUCACCAGAGGAACGACAUGUGGCUAAUAUGCAGAUGAAUGGCUACGAAAAUCCUACCUACAAAUACUUUGAAUUGAAUACCAAUGCUAAGAAAUAAAACCUUCAGCAACUGUUUCCAAAAACUUACAAUUAUAAACAAAUUCAUUCCACUGAGUUACAACUCUUCUCUGCAGGGUGAAGCCUUAACUGUUGUGAACAAAAACUGAAAAACUGUGAUUGUUUUAAUAUGAUGAUUGUCAUGAAAUUUGGACAACAUACUCAUAAGAAUUAGAAAAUAAUGAUCUACAAAGUGAAAGGUAGUGAUUGUACAGAUGUAUUUAUUAUACAGUGUAUAUAUACACCAGUUUAGCAUUAUGUGUCCCUACUCAUCCCUUGAUACUAUAGAUAUAUCAUUGUAAGUGGAAGUAUUUUGUAGUAAUGACUGACCCUGUACGUAGUAUCUGUAACACUACUUAUGUAUCAUAUAGCUAUAUAUAUAUAUAAUUGUUUGUGUUGUCCUGACACCAACCAUUCCAAGCUUGUUUGAGAUGAAGAGAUUGUGAUUCAGAGUCUUGUAGGAGGUUCCAGACACACACAAAGCAAUAAAUAACUUAAAUUGUUUUCAUUUGAAUCUCGGGGGGAAUUUCAUUUGGGUGGGUAGUAAAGAAAUUAUAGGGAUGGUAUAGGAAAUGAAAAUUUCUUGCUAAUGCAUGAUUUGGUUUAAUUAUUGGAACUGUGUCUAUAUUCUGUUUUUUUAACUGACAGUGUUUAUAUUGUUUUACAUUUUUUAACAUGUUUCCAUGAAAUGACAUGAGUUUCAUAAUAUGCAUCUUUGAACAUUUUUAUGUGCUGUUGUUGUGAAAUAAUUUUUUGUCAUAUCUGCAGUUUUUUAAAUUCGUAGUGAGGCAUCAACUUUAACAUUAUGAUUUUAUGGUUGUGAUUAGCUGAUGUAGUAAAAUUCUAACUUUACAAAAUCUAUUAUGACAUGAAUAUCGAUACCAUAAUUUUCAAAAGAUAAAUUUAAAAAGAACGCAGAUAUUAGCAGACGUGUUUUAAGGUAAUGAAUGUCUAGGAAAAAAUCAAUUUUAAAACCAAAGACAAAUUUAUAGCUUGAUAAUGCAAUUUAUCACAUUAUGUACAUUGUACAAGUAUUAUAUACUGCAUUUGCCAUUUGAGUGUAUCGAGCUUGCUUUGGCAUACUGUGUAUCAGUUUGGGAUUCUGAUUGAUGUUAUAGUCUCUUUCUUUUAGUACAAACUGCUGCUGUAAUCACAUUGCUUUAUUGUGAAACAAUGGAGGUAUUUUGUAGAGAACAGAUUGCCUUUGUCUCGUUUCUAGAAAUUAUCUCCUUACUAUGUGGAAGAGAUUAUGAUUGUCAAGCUUCAAAAUUUCAUGAGUGUACAAGCAUAAUUUUUCGAAAGUGAUCUUUUUUCCUGUCUUUUCUGUUCUUCUCUGUCAGAAAACAAAGUUUCCCCUCUCACUUCUUGUAGUAAGAAAGCUUUUGAACCUUUCUAGCUUGUAUUGUGACUUCAUGUAAUAAUUAAAACUGUGACUUUAUCAUUUUAUAAAUAAAACUGUACACUCAUUUA
Molecule: messenger RNA, 3564 nt
Organism: Ostrea edulis (European flat oyster)
Lineage: Eukaryota; Metazoa; Mollusca; Bivalvia; Ostreida; Ostreidae
Product: amyloid-beta precursor-like protein
Exons: 11
Coding region: 263-2095 (610 amino acids)
Biological process (GO): axonogenesis; central nervous system development
Cellular component (GO): membrane
Molecular function (GO): transition metal ion binding; heparin binding
Source: RefSeq, a predicted model, not a curated record